Molecule: messenger RNA, 2088 nt
Organism: Aplosporella prunicola CBS 121167
Lineage: Eukaryota; Fungi; Ascomycota; Dothideomycetes; Botryosphaeriales; Aplosporellaceae
Exons: 5
Coding region: 1-2088 (695 amino acids)
Biological process (GO): regulation of DNA-templated transcription
Molecular function (GO): DNA-binding transcription factor activity, RNA polymerase II-specific; zinc ion binding
Source: RefSeq, a predicted model, not a curated record
AUGGCUACCAUCACGCCCUCCCCGGAUGUCAGCCCCAUGUCAGCUGCAACUCCAAACUGCCUGUAUCCACGCGAUCCUUACUUCCUCAACUUCUCGACCCUUCCCGACACCAGCAACUAUUUGCUCAAGUCGGCUCUUAAAUCCCCGCACCUGCUCAACUCUCCAAAUGGCUUCCUCCCGAACACCGACUUUCUGAACGGCUCCUUCGCCAAGCGUCCCCGCAACAUGUCUAAUGCUUCAACCGACCGCGAGCUGUCCAACGAUGGCCAUGUGCCUGCCAGCGACGUCGUGGCCAAAGAGCCUCAGACGAACCCGAAGAAACGCCCAAGCACCGAUACGAUAGAUUACCCUCGCAGACGCGCCACUAUUGCGUGCGAGAUAUGUCGAUCAAGAAAAUCACGAUGCGAUGGCAAUCGUCCUAAAUGCCGUUUGUGCUCAGAGCUGAACGCUGAGUGCGUUUACCGGGAACCCGGUGUUAAGCUUGAUGCUGGUGACAAGCUCAUCCUUGAGCAUCUCGAGAGAAUCGAAGGCUUCCUUCGAACCAACUUAUCCCAGCAGCCAUCUCUCAUGGGCCUGCCUUCGGGCUCGCCCGCUGCUAGCAACAGCACCAACGACGACCUGCUCGCGCGCAGCACCAGCAAUGCCCCAGCCUUUGGCAUGAUCCCAAUGAACGGGCUUGGCACCUGGACCAGCGCCUCUUCAAACAUCUCUACCAUGCCAAAAAUCCACACAACGCCAGCACUUCAUCUAUUGCAGUGGCCUAUGAUUCGAGAGCUCGUUUCACGGCCCUAUGAUCCUCAAGUACUCCUGCAGCUCGAAAUGGCACGGGAGCCACUCCAGUUAAGUACUUCGAUGAGUCUAGAUCUCUCGAACACUGCUGUCUACGUGCAAGCCUUCUUCGACCGCGUCAAUGUUUGGUACGCAUGUGUCAAUCCUCACAGUUGGUCGUCCUACUACCGCACGGCCCUUUCCAAAGGGUUCCGCGAAGGUGCGGAAAGCUGCAUCGUCUUACUCGUUCUUGCUUUGGGCGCCGCAAGCAGCGGCGGAAGCAUAGCGCAGCUACCACGAGACAAAGAUCCACCAGGCAUGUCAUACUUUUCCGCAGCAUGGGCACUCCUGCCCAGUCUUAUGACACGGAACAACAUGGUCGCCGCUCAAUGCAACAUCCUGGCCUCAGCCUAUUUGUUUUACAUUGUCCGGCCACUUGAGGCUUGGAACCUACUGACAAACACGAGCAUGAAACUGCAGCUGUUGCUGGGUGCACCAGGUCGGCUGCCUUCACAUGGCAAAGAACUGAGCGAGCGGGUGUACUGGAACACAUUGCUUUUCGAGAGCGAUCUACUCGCUGAGUUGGACCUGCCCCACUCGGGGAUUGUCCAGUUUGAGGAAACAGUGGGCCUCCCCGGAGGGUUUGAAGAGGAGGAGGAAGAGGCGGUAGGCAGAGAUGAGCUCUGGUACUUCCUCGCCGAGAUUGCGCUGCGCCGAUUGCUUAACCGCGUUAGCCAUCUAAUCUACACCAACACUUCUGCGGCGACGCCAAUAGGUUUGCUUGCGCCAGUUGUGGCCGAGCUCGACUUCCAACUGACGCAGUGGUAUGAGGGUUUGCCACUUCCGGUUCAGUUUCCGCACAGCAAAGUGCCGCUUUCCAACCCGGUGCAAACAGUGCUGAGGCUGCGCUACUUUGCUUGCCGAACCAUCAUCUUCAGACCGUACAUCCUGGCUGUACUGAAUGACGAGACGGCAGCGAUGGACAUAGUAGUGCAAGAAAACUGCCGGAAAUGCCUGGAAGCAUGUAUUCGCCAAUUAGAGCACAUACAAGCACACCACGCAGGCCAUCUUCCCUAUCUGUGGCAAGGAGCACUUUCUAUCGUCUCACAAACCCUGCUCGUCAUGGGCGCGACCAUGUCCCCAUCGCUAUCUGCACUGCUACCCCAGCCUCACCAGAUGGACGCGAUCAUCGACGACGUGGUCAAUGAGAUCGAGCGCUACGCCCAUCUGGCACCGAGUCUCCGACUAUCUGCGGAGAUCAUUCGAGAGGCGGAGGGGCGGCGGCAAAUGUUUCUUCGAUCGGCCGGCCUCAGAGUAUGA